AUGGCUAACGUUAUGGGAAGCAACAUGACUGCGGACUCCUCCCCGUUCGACGACUACACCUACAUGUGGGUGAGGCGCUUCCAGAUCAUCGUCACGCCCGUCAUCUGCUCCGUGGGAUUCUUCGCCAACAUCCUGGCGGCCGUAGUCUUCUUGACGCCCAAGCUGAAGAAGAAGUCUUGCUGUUUGUUCCUGGCGGCCAAGUGUUUCUCCGACAUGGGCUUCCUUCUGUCUCUGCUCGUCGUCUGGUUGUACCAGGUGCACGUUCCCGCCUUCAGCACGCAGGUCGUCUGCCAGGUGACCGUGUACGUCAGCUACGUCUGCGGCUUCCUCUCCGUCUGGUUCGUCGUGUGCAUCACCUUCGAGAACUACAUCCGCGUGUCUCUGGCGGGCCACGUGAAGGCGUGGUGCAGCCCGUCCAAGGCUCGCCGCGUCAUCGCCAUCAUCGUCGUCCUAUCCCUCCUCAUCUACAGCUUCAGCGUGUGGACGACGGGCAUCGUGGUCGACGCCGGCAAGACGAAGUGUAUCGGCCUCGUGGAGUUCGAGGCGCUCAUGGUGGCCAUGUCGUACACGGACACGGUCCUCACACUCUUCAUCCCCAUGGUCCUCAUGACGUCACUCAACACGGCCAUUUGUCUCGCCACCUGCCGCGCGCUCAAGAGGAGGACCCGACUCCUCGGCUCGCAGCCGUUCGACAAAGCCGGAAGCGCUUCUACCUUGCAGAUGAAAGCUUCCAAGUUACUUUUCGCAGUGUCGGUGAUUUUUCUCAUACUCCAUACCCCGAGUCAUCUGAUACGGAUCGUGAUGACGAUAAAACAGCUGUGGUACCACUUGGUUCCCACGGUUACGGACGUGAUUCUUCACAGGAUCUUCGAGAUGUUGUUUCAUCUGAAUUUUUCCAUUCACUGUGGAAUUUAUCUAAUUUUUGGCGACAAUUUUCGAUCUAUCUUCAAAUCGUUAUACUGCUCAUGUUGCAGGAGAUACAGAAACAGUCGGGUAAUGGUUUGA
Messenger RNA from Gigantopelta aegis, 1005 nucleotides. Its product is annotated as B1 bradykinin receptor-like. The transcript has a single exon. NCBI's taxonomy places the organism in Eukaryota, Metazoa, Mollusca, Gastropoda, Neomphalida, Peltospiridae. Gene Ontology annotation, molecular function: G protein-coupled receptor activity. Gene Ontology annotation, biological process: G protein-coupled receptor signaling pathway. The coding region runs from base 1 to 1005 and encodes 334 amino acids. The record is from RefSeq and is a predicted model, not a curated record. Gene Ontology annotation, cellular component: plasma membrane.